AGAGGAGAAGUGUCUUACACGAUUACUCUGACAAGGCCUAUCGUCACUCACCCGUAGCUAGUUUAGCGGGGUCUCGGUAAUAGCCAUGGCCCUGUGAUCGCCAGCAAGUCAGCUAAUUAACUUUUUAAGGAAUAAAGAGACGUCACCGUAGACGCCGCUUUGACUAAACGCCACAUCGUCAGAGCCACAGGUUUAAACGUUACCCCGCGACUGCCAGCUAGGUAGCUAGCUAAAGACGCAGCUAGCUUUUCGCCAACCAAGCACCACUAAAUUAGAUCCUGGUGUCUAUUUCAAAAUGUCAACUGCGGGGUUCAACUCUCAGAAUGGGACAGGGACAGGACAGACAUACGCGAAUGGUCCGUCACAGAAUCCAGUAGCCCUGCAGCAGCUGCCAGGGGUCAACUAUGGUAUGACACACCAACCACCCUACAAUCCAAUGCAGACCAAAGCUCCCAUACCCCCCGGCCCUGGACUCUACCCCUCUGGGCCUUACCAGCCUGCUCCCCCAGUCAGCGCCUACCAGCCUGGCCCACCACCCACGUCCUACCCAGCUCCCCCAGGCCAGACACUUUUAACCAGGCCUCCAAUGGGAGGCCUUCCAUCACACACCCCUCCACAGUCAGCCAGCCCCAGCCCUGGUCCUCGGGUGCCCCCUGCACAGGCCACACCACCACCUCCACCUGUGUCCUCUAGUGGCUACUACCAGAACCCACAGCAGCCUCAGCCCAUGGCCCCAGCUUGGCAGUAUAACACAGCUCCCCCAAUGAUGGGGCCACCCACAUCCAUGAAUGCACCUCCCCGUGGCCCUGUGGCUAAUCAUGUGAACCCAGCUCCAAGCUCGACAGCACCACUGCCACCACCACUGUCAUCAGCAGCUUACAGCUCAGCACCACCAGCCCAUGUGGGCCACGGUGCCCUUCAGCCACCGGGCCCAAGCAUGCCCCCGACCUCUGCACACGGAUACACCCAGCAAGGCACUGUCCCUCCACCAAUGAAUCCCAUGGCCCCCCACACAUACCAACCAAGCAGAGCUCCCUAUGGCCCUCCACCUACAGGUCCACCCCCAACCAUGAAACCGACACCUCCUCCCACCGGACCCCCAAUGGCCAGUGCCACACCUCCACCCCCCAAGGCAGAUGCUCAGUGUGGGGGGGUUGUUAACCACACUCUGCCCCCCACUGAGCCCGACUGCCAGGAGGGAGAUAUUGAAUGUCCAGGAUCCGUGGCUGGCAAUGGCCCACAAGCACCAAACAGCUAUAAUCAUGUUGACAACAAAAUGGCUGGCCAGCCUCAGCCUGGACCACCGGGUCGGCAUUUGGGUCACUACCCCUCCCUACCACCCGGGUACCAGAACACCUCAGCCCCUCACAACGCCACCUCUCCGAUGCACCCUGCGAUGCAGGCCGCCACGCAGCCUUACACUCAAGCACCUCAGCCAUACCAGCAGCCACCCGGUGGCCCAGGGCCGGCCCAGCUCAGUCCUUCCCUUGCGGCCAUGAGCCUCCAGUCCAGCACCCCAGAAGCCCUGAGAGUGGUCAACCUGCUGCAGGAGAGGAACCUGCUGCCACCAAGCCCGAUCCCUGCCCCGACACCCUGCCUCCCGCAGGACUUGCAGAAGAUCAACUGCCACCCAGAGGUUUUUCGGAGUACACUAACCAGCAUCCCCCAGACUCAGUCUCUGCUCAAUAAAGCCAAGAUGCCCCUGGGGCUGCUGCUCCACCCCUUCAAAGACCUCUCGCAACUACCUGUGGUGACAUCCAGCACCAUUGUCAGGUGUCGGUCCUGCAGAACCUACAUCAACCCAUUCGUCUCAUUCCUGGACCAGAGGAGGUGGAAGUGUAACCUGUGCUACCGGGUCAAUGAUGUUCCAGAGGAGUUUAUGUACAACCCAGUCAGCAGAUCGUACGGAGAGCCACACAAAAGACCCGAGGUCCAGAACGCCACCAUUGAAUUCAUCGCUCCUUCGGAAUACAUGCUGAGGCCCCCGCAGCCUGCUGUUUACCUCUUCAUUCUUGAUGUAUCCCACAACGCAGUGGAGACGGGCUACCUGAAUGUGUUCUGCCAGUCGCUGCUGGAAAACAUCAAUUCGCUUCCUGGAGACUCGCGGACGAAGGUAGGCUUCAUCACCUUUGACAGCACCAUCCACUUCUACAACCUCCAGGAGGGACUUUCCCAGCCUCAGAUGCUCAUUGUGUCUGACAUCGAAGAUAUCUUUUUACCAACACCAGACAGCCUUCUAGUAAACCUCAAUGAAUGCAAAGAGCUUGUGCAGGAUCUGCUGAAGAGCCUUCCAAGUUUAUUUGAAAAGACCAUGGAGACCCAGUCGGCGUUGGGUUCAGCUUUGCAAGCGGCCUUCAAGCUGCUGUCGCCCACUGGAGGGCGCAUGACUGUCUUUCAGACCCAGCUGCCUAACCUUGGUGUGGGGGCACUCCAGUCCAGAGAGGACCCCAACCAGCGGGCAUCUGCCAAGGACAUCCAGCACUUAUCCCCAGCGACAGACUUCUACAAGAAGCUGGCUCUGGACUGCUCGGGCCAGCAGGUGGCGGUUGACCUGUUCCUGCUCAGCACUCAGUACUGCGACCUGGCAUCACUUGGUUGCAUAUCCAGAUACUCGGCAGGGAGCAUUUACUACUACCCCUCCUACCACCACCAACACAACCCCGCUCAGGUGGAGUGCUUCCAGAAGGAUCUGAAGAGAUACUUAACCAGGAAGAUCGGCUUUGAGGCCGUCAUGAGGAUACGCUGCACCAAAGGUCUGUCCAUCCACACGUUCCACGGAAACUUCUUUGUGCGUUCAACCGAUCUGUUGUCCCUCCCUAACGUGAACCCAGAUGCUGGCUUUGCGGUUCAGAUGUCCAUCGAGGACAACCUGGACGACAUGCAAGUCGUCUCUUUCCAGGCCGCGCUGCUUUAUACGUCCAGCAAAGGAGAGAGGAGGAUCCGUGUCCACACAUUGUGUCUCCCUGUGGUCAAUUCUCUGUCAGACAUCUUUGCCGGAGCUGAUGUUCAAGCCAUCACUGGACUGCUGGCUUGUAUGGCUGUGGACCGCUCGGUGACAGCCAGUCUGAGUGAUGCAAGAGAUGCGAUGACCAACGCUGCCAUUGACUCGCUGGCGUCGUACCGUCAGUCCGUGUUGACCAUCCAGCAGCCUGGCCUGCUAUCUCCAGCCUGCCUCAGACUCUUCCCCCUCUUCAUCCUUGCCCUGCUGAAACAGAAAGCCUUCAGGACAGGCACCAGCACCAGGCUGGAUGACAGGGUGUUUGCCAUGUGUCAACUGAAGUACCAGCCGCUGGCCUACUCCAUGCUGAUGAUCCACCCUGCCCUGUACCGAAUCGAUGAUCUGACUGAUGAGGGAGCUUUGAACAUCAAUGAGCGGACCAUCCCUCAGCCCAGACUGCUGCAGCUGUCUGUGGAGAAGCUCAGCAGGGAGGCCGCCUUCCUCAUGGAUGCUGGAACGGUGAUGUAUCUGUGGAUCGGACGUAACUGCAACCCCAACUUCCUCACACAAGUUCUGGGAGUUCCCAACUACGCUGCCGUGCCUGAUAAUCUGUAUCUGCUGCCAGAGCUGGACACUGCCGAGUCACAGAGAACCAGAGCUUUCAUUGGUUGGCUGAGGGAUCAGAGGCCGUUCUUCCCCUCCCUGCAAGUCAUCAGGGACGAGAGCCAGCGGAAAAUCAGCUUCAUGCAGAACAUGAUUGAGGACCGGACAGAGUCAGCCCUGUCGUACUAUGAGUUCCUUCUUCACGUCCAGCAGCAAAUCUCCAAAUAAUCUUCAGUGGGACUGCUGGGUUGAGGGAGCACUGAAGUGAGGACGUGCAUUGGUGUGUGGGUGUGUGUGUGUGUAUGCGUGUGUCUGUAUGUAUGUGUAUAUGUAUGUGUGAAAGCAGUGGGAGGCGGACUGAAGGAAUCUCCAGCUGUGAUGCACCAUCUCUCUCUGAGGAAAAAACCCUGAGCUGAACUGAUGUAAAGCGUCACUCAAAUCAAACUACGUGACGGACAGUGCGAGGACGGACAGUGACUUAGAAUCGAUUCUGAUCCUUAUUUGGCACUUUUUACCCAGCUGAAGCAACGCUUUGAAAGAAAAAAAAAAAGGCAAGAAAUCCACAAUGAUGAUGAUGUAUGUCAGUGAUUAAAUGAAUCAGUGUUUAUUCUCAUAGAACAAUGCUAUCUUACAGAGGUAUCUUUCAGAUACAGUCCAGGAAAGCGGAUGUUUGAAGUGUUUUUGUUUCAAAAGCACAGUCGUCUUUACUAAAAACAAGUAUGUGUGUAUGUAUGUUUAAGACUAGAGUAAUGAGGAUGUUUAGUAUGUUUGCGCUCAAAGACUGUUAUUGGGUGUCACCAGGAGUGUUUAUACACAGAACACCUGAGGUGUAACAACACUCUUAAUAUUGAACCCGAAGGACAGAACGUGUGCUUUUUAUUUCUCAGUCAUUAUAAUUGUCUGUCGAACAAAUCCAUAGUCUGUCGUAAAACGGCAGAAAUGUUAAAGGUGUAUGAGGGCGGAUCGACCUCGCCGUCACCGCUGCCUUGAAUGUGUGGACUCGGCAGUGGAAAGUCAUUUUCGUUUGGUCUGAUCUGUCCUUCAGAAACUCUGUCAUCUUUUCUGUCUCUGGACAUUCAGAACACCUCUGACGACAUCGCUGUUCUGUUUGUUUCUUCUUUUUUUCUGAUAAUCUAAUAAUUUAUGAGACUCCCAGUCUGAUUAAAUUCUAUAAUUGCCUUGUAUGGGAACUCACUUUUUAUUAUUAAAACCUCUGUUCAAAUACAGACUCUAUAUAUAUGAUAUUUUAAUAUAAUAGGAUAUGGGAAAUUCUUUAACACAGACAUAACAAAGCCAUUGUGAUCUUUUAAUCAUGCUUAUUGAUACUUGUAUAUUGAAAAGACUGCAUUAUAUAAAGGUGAAGAAAUGCUGAUGAUUUUAGUAUAAACAUUAAGGUGAAAUGACGCUAAGAGAAUAAAAUGUUUGGGACUUUUUAAAUGUAGUUUUGUGUUUGGUGGCUGAAAAGUGUUUAUUCAGUGGAAAUGAAGACAGCAAAACGUAAAAUGGACCAACACAGUCAAUUUUUCUCUUGACUGAGCACGGAUGGAAGGUUUUUUUGAUUUGAUCUGAUUUCAUACAGUUUGUAAUUUAUGUAUUAUAAUGAGCAAAAAUGUAUUUAGGAACAGAUAAAUAUGUUUUGGUCUUCAUGCACAAAAUUGUCUUUCAUAAAAAAAAAAUCUGAUGAAAAUAAAAAUAGCCUGUGUUUGUACGGAGUACAGAGCAGAGGCGUGGAGUCGA
Messenger RNA from Acanthopagrus latus (yellowfin seabream), 5278 nucleotides. RefSeq names its product SEC24 homolog A, COPII coat complex component (gene sec24a). Lineage: Eukaryota; Metazoa; Chordata; Actinopteri; Spariformes; Sparidae. Bases 296 to 3769 code for a protein of 1157 amino acids. The record is from RefSeq and is a predicted model, not a curated record. The transcript is spliced from 24 exons. Gene Ontology annotation, biological process: COPII-coated vesicle cargo loading; intracellular protein transport; endoplasmic reticulum to Golgi vesicle-mediated transport. Gene Ontology annotation, cellular component: endoplasmic reticulum exit site; COPII vesicle coat. Gene Ontology annotation, molecular function: SNARE binding; zinc ion binding.